Messenger RNA from Loxodonta africana (African savanna elephant), 3434 nucleotides. It is a transcript of the gene ASH2L, whose product is annotated as ASH2 like, histone lysine methyltransferase complex subunit. Gene Ontology annotation, cellular component: Set1C/COMPASS complex. Lineage: Eukaryota; Metazoa; Chordata; Mammalia; Proboscidea; Elephantidae. Bases 28 to 1815 code for a protein of 595 amino acids. Gene Ontology annotation, molecular function: protein binding; transcription cis-regulatory region binding. The transcript is spliced from 15 exons. The record is from RefSeq and is a predicted model, not a curated record.
UCGCGAGAAGUCCGGGAGGCGGCAGUGAUGGCGGCGGCGGGAACCGGCCCCGGGUCGGGAGCGGGUGCCGGACCGGGCCCGACAGCGGCCUCAAAUGCAGCCGCAGCGGAAGAGGGAGAGACGAAACCGGUGGCGGCGGUAGCAGCUGCUCCAGCCGGAGAGGGGACGUCUGCUGCUCCAGCAGCGGAGCCCAGUUCUGGAGAGGCCGAUAGUGGGGAUGCAAACUUGGUUGAUGUAAGUGGAGGUUUGGAGACAGAAUCCUCGAAUGGGAAAGAUACACUAGAAGGUGCUGGGGAUACUUCAGAAGCGAUGGACACCCAGGCAGGCUCUGUGGAUGAAGAGAAUGGCCGGCAGUUGGGAGAGGUGGAGCUGCAGUGCGGAAUAUGUACAAAGUGGUUCACAGCAGACACCUUUGGCAUAGAUACCUCAUCGUGUUUACCUUUCAUGACCAACUACAGCUUUCACUGUAAUGUGUGCCAUCAUAGUGGAAAUACCUAUUUCCUUCGGAAGCAAGCAAACUUGAAGGAAAUGUGCCUCAGUGCUUUGGCCAACCUGACAUGGCAGUCCCGAACACAGGAUGAACACCCGAAAACCAUGUUCUCCAAAGAUAAGGAUAUUAUACCAUUUAUUGAUAAAUACUGGGAGUGCAUGACGACCAGACAGAGACCUGGGAAAAUGACGUGGCCAAAUAACAUUGUUAAAACGAUGAGUAAAGAAAGAGAUGUAUUCUUGGUAAAGGAACACCCUGAUCCCGGGAGUAAAGACCCAGAAGAAGAUUACCCCAAAUUUGGACUUUUGGAUCAGGAUCUUAGUAACAUUGGUCCUGCUUAUGACAACCAAAAACAGAGCGGUGCUGUGUCUACCAGUGGGAAUCUAAAUGGAGGAAUUGCAGCAGGAAGCAGUGGAAAAGGAAGAGGAGCUAAGCGCAAGCAGCAGGACGGAGGGACCACUGGGACCACCAAGAAGGCCCGGAGUGACCCUCUGUUUUCUGCUCAGCGCCUCCCCCCUCAUGGCUACCCCUUGGAACACCCGUUUAACAAAGACGGCUAUCGGUAUAUUCUAGCCGAGCCUGAUCCCCACGCCCCUGACCCUGAGAAGCUUGAACUUGACUGCUGGGCAGGAAAACCUAUUCCUGGAGACCUCUACAGAGCCUGCUUAUAUGAACGGGUUUUGUUAGCCCUCCAUGAUCGAGCUCCCCAGCUGAAGAUCUCAGAUGACCGACUGACUGUGGUUGGAGAGAAGGGCUACUCUAUGGUGCGGGCUUCUCAUGGCGUACGGAAAGGUGCCUGGUACUUUGAAAUCACUGUGGAUGAGAUGCCCCCAGACACUGCUGCGAGACUGGGUUGGUCCCAGCCCUUAGGUAACCUUCAAGCUCCCUUGGGUUAUGAUAAAUUUAGCUAUUCUUGGCGGAGCAAAAAGGGAACCAAAUUCCACCAGUCCAUUGGCAAACACUACUCUUCUGGCUAUGGACAGGGGGAUGUCCUGGGAUUUUAUAUCAAUCUUCCUGAAGACACAGAGACAGCCAAGUCACUGCCUGAUACUUACAAAGAUAAGGCUUUGAUAAAGUUCAAAAGUUAUUUGUAUUUUGAAGAAAAAGACUUUGUGGAUAAGGCAGAGAAGAGCCUAAAGCAGACUCCCCAUAGUGAGGUUUCCAUUAACUUUGGACCGUGCUUCAAGUGUCCUCCAAAGGAUCUCUCUUACCGCCCUAUGAGUGACAUGGGCUGGGGCGCCGUGGUAGAGCAUACUCUGGCCGAUGUCUUAUAUCAUGUGGAAACAGAAGUGGAUGGGAGGAGGAGCCCCCCGUGGGAACCCUGAGCAGGUUCCUCUUUUCUUUUCAGACAUGGACUUUCUGGAGAAUAAUCCUGGGUGUAUUCUUUUUUAUUUUUGUUUUUUUAACUGCUUGAAGUGUUCUUCCUAAAAUGGUGCAGAACACAGCCUCUCCUUUUUGCAAGAUAAAAGUCCAGGAUGGGAACCAAGCAACACUCCCUGCCCUUUUCAUAUUCUUCCUUCACGUUCAGUGAAUGCUCUCACAUCGUAUACCAUAUGCCAGCCUCUGCUGGCCCCAUGAUCCUGUAAGUUCCCUGUGAAAUUGGUGCUGUAACCACAUACCCCACCAGCUGGGAUUUGUUACCUUACCAUGUUUUCUAAGGAGUGAAUAAUCGUGUCCCAGUAGCUAACUUAUUUAAAGAUAAUGCCUUCUGUGGGUAUUGACUCCAUCCCAUCUGAUUUCCAAGGAAGUGGUUGGCUUAUUUCUGAGAACAGCUGACAUCAACAGCUGUACAUUCCAAACCAAUCUAAAAGUUGUUUCCUUUUGGUACAGGUUUAUUUUUGUUAUUAAUUUUGAAAUACACUUUUGAACACUGAUAUCUCUGAAACUACUAGGCCUCUAGAGCUAAAAUUGUGACAGGAACUUGCUUGCAGCUUUAACAAAGGUAGAAGCUCUUCCCAAAUAAAACUUGUUUCAAGUUUGUGUGGCACUUUGGUUCCCUCAGGUUGGGGUGCUCUUGGUGACAGUGUCAGAGUGGGGGCAGUAUGAGGAAGGGGAUCUCAGCUCCUCUCUUGUUGCUUCUAUCCUAGCCAGCCAGUCAACCACCCCUUUCAUCCUGGGGAAAUUGGACUCUGAAGGAGGUGAACAAGAGUUUAAAGAGCUGAUGGUUUCUCUCCUUCUCUUGUCUUUGAACAUGGGUGUUGAUCUGUGCAGAUAGUUUCCAUGCCUUGUUUAUUUUCCUUUGCAGUUCUAAAAAUUGGAAUGUGAGGGUGACCCUUCCCUUGGGAUCCCUUUAUGGCUUUCCUGCCUCCCUUUUUAUGUAAAAACAACACAUCAGUCUUGUGGCAAAUGCAGCCCUCGUAGGAUUGUCCGAAAGACGCUUGCAUAUAACUUUCUAAUAGGUACAGAGGUUUGCCACAGAAUCACCAUACAUUACGUCUGUGGCUCCUUUAAAUAAUUUUCUUGUCAUUUCCUGUUUAAGAAAUUACCCAAAUUUCAAGUGACUGUUGGUAUCUUGACACAUUAGCUUUAACUAGUAUAUUUUUCUCCAGAUGAAUUCCCUAGACCCUUCAUUUAGUCCAUUAUUCCAUAUCUCUUAACAGGAAACCUGACAUAGAACCAGUAUGUUCACAAGCUGGAGUCUCAGCUUGUCACCCCUAGAUACCUAUUAAUUCUUGGGCUGGUCUUAAAGACGGAUCUGGUUAUAGAAACUUCUGGAUCUUGAGAGUUUGAAGGACUACAAGAAAAUGAGGGUGAUGUUAUUUAGAGGAAGAGAGAGGUAAAUUCUUUGUAGUAUAAAUUACUACUUAAAAGUUACACACCUACUCUCCACCUAAAUUGUAAAUUAGAUUUUUGUAUAUUUAGUUUUCAUAAAUCAGAAGUUAUAGAAAUAGUGAUUUUCCUGGCUUAUACAUCAUAUUAUAUAUAUAUAUUGUUUUUUCAAUAU